UGUGCCAGUCCCGGCAGACCACACGCACACACACAGUAUGCUUAGUGGAAAACAAAGCCUCUAGCACUGCCAGUUGAAGACGAUCCCUGCCUCCGCGCUCUGUGCGUCCGUACGUAGCAUGUGCUGUUCUGAUGCUGCCAAGACGGAAAGGCAUGACUCCGCCAUCGCCUGGGCUUUUCGGAAAGGGACGUUUUCACAGGGGCACCAGCGGCUGAUUUCUGCCUUUUGAUGGGAUAAUUUUGUUUCUUCUGAUGGUGAAGAGUUGAAAUGCUGGCAGAGCGCAGAGAGAACAGCAGGGCUGCCUUUGCCCUGACAAAGCCGCUCAAGAUGAACAUGGUGAAAAGGAUCAUGGGGCGGCCGCGGCAGGAGGAGUGCAGCCCGCAGGACAACGCGCUCGGCCUGAUGCACCUGCGGCGCCUCUUCUCCGAGCUGUGCCACCCUCCUCGUCACAUGACCCAGAAGGAGCAGGAGGAGAAGCUCUACAUGAUGCUUCCUGUGUUUAACAGGGUUUUUGGGAAUGCUCCGCCCAGCAGCAUGAUGGAGAAGUUCUCCGACCUGCUGCAGUUCACCACCCAGGUGUCCCGACUCAUGGUGACCGAGAUCAGACGCAGAGCCUCCAACAAAUCCACAGAAGCCGCCAGUCGAGCCAUAGUCCAGUUCCUGGAGGUGAACCAGAGCGAGGAAGCGAGUCGUGGCUGGAUGCUGCUGACCACCAUCAACCUGCUGGCCUCCUCUGGACAGAAAACAGUGGACUGCAUGACAACCAUGUCCGUACCCUCCACCCUGGUCAAAUGCCUCUACCUGUUCUUUGACCUGCCCCAUAUGGCCGAAGCCCCAGUGGGCCCCACCCCGCAGCCGCCACAACCCCCACCCAACCAGGAGAAGACUCCGAGCCAGGCCCACACUCAGCCGGAGCUGCCGCUGGCCGACCGUCGAGCGCUGCUCCAGAAAGUCUUUGUCCAGAUCCUGGUGAAGCUGUGCACCUUUGUGUCUCCGGCGGAGGAGCUGGCCCAGAAGGACGACCUGCAGCUGCUGUUCAGUGCCAUCACCUCUUGGUGUCCUCCUCACAACCUGCCCUGGAGGAGGAGCGCAGGCGAGGUGCUCACCACCAUCUCCCGACACGGACUCAGCGUCAACGUGGUCAAAUACAUCCACGAGAAGGAAUGUCUGUCCACAUGUGUCCAGAACAUGCAGCAGUCGGACGACCUCUCCCCGCUGGAGAUCGUGGAGAUGUUCGCCGGCCUCUCCUGCUUCCUCAAAGACUCCAGCGACGUUUCGCAGACGCUGCUGGACGACUUCAGGAUGUGCCAGGGUUACGCCUUCCUCUGCGACCUCAUGCUCAGACUGGAACAGGCUAAGGAGGAUGAGUCUAAAGACGCGCUGAAGGAUCUGGUCAACCUGGUCACCUGUCUGUGCACAUACGGGGUGACGGAGCUGAAACCUGCUGGUCUCACCACUGGCGCCCCCUUCUUGCUGCCAGGGUUCGUUCUCCCACAACCAUCUGGGAAAGGUCACACAGUUCGGAACAUCCAGGCCUUUUCGGUGCUGCAGAACGCCUUCCUGAGGGCCAAAACCAGCCGCCUGGCCUGCAUGCUGCUGGACGCCAUCGGGAACAUCUACGCCGCUGAGCCGGCCAACUACUUCAUCCUGGAGUCGCAGCACACUUUGUCGCAGUUUGCUGAGCGCGUGGCUAAGCUGCCUGAGGUUCAGACCAAGUACUUUGAGUUGCUGGAGUUUGUGGUGUUCAGUCUGAACUACGUGCCGUGUAAGGAGCUGUUCAGCGUGUGCGUGCUGCUGAAGUCCAGCACGUCGCUCUCCUGCAGCAUCACCGCCGUCAGAACGCUGCUGAAGCUGGCCAGGCACGACCCCGUGUUCAGCGACGUGCUGCGGGAGGUCGGCCUGCUGGAAGUCAUGGUCAACCUGCUGCACAAGUACGCAGCCUUGCUCAAAGACCCGACGUCACAACAGCAGCCGCAAAACAACGACCAAGCUGACUGUAAGAACAACCCGAUAGCGGAGGAGCAGAAGCUGCUGGCCUGGCUGGUGAUGGAGACUCUGACGGUGCUGCUGCAGGGCUCCAACACCACCAACACCAACGCAGCUCUGUUCAGAGAGUUCGGCGGCGCUCGCUGCGUCCACAACAUCGUGAAGUACCGCCAGUGUCGAGAACACGCCCUGCUAAUCAUCCAGCAGCUCGUGUUGUCGCCCAGCGGCGACGACGACAUGGGAACGCUGUUGGGCCUCAUGCACUCGGCACCAUCCAGCGAGCUGCAGCUGAAGACCGACAUUCUGCGGGCUUUGUUGGCCGUGCUGCGUGAGAGUCACCGCACCCGCACGGUGUUCCGCAAAGUGGGCGGCUUCGUGUACAUCACCUCCCUCCUGGUGGCCAUGGAGCGCUCGCUGUGCCAGCCGCCGCGGCAUGGCUGGGAGCGGGUCAACCAGAACCAGGUCUUUGAGCUCCUGCACACCGUGUUCUGCACGCUCACUGCCGCCAUGCGCUACGAGCCGGCCAACUCGCACUUCUUCCGCACCGAAAUCCAGUACGAGAAGCUGGCCGAUGCCGUGAGGUUGCUGGGUUGUUUCUCUGAAACGAAGAAGCUGGGCCCAACCGGAGUGUUCCCGUCCAACGCUCAGCCCUUCCAGAGGCUGCUGGAGGACGAGGCGUCCUCCGCAGGCUGCGCUGGAGACAGCGUCUGUCCCACGCUCAAGCACUGCAGCAAGCUCUUCAUUUACCUCUACAAGAUGGCCACCGACUCUUUCGACAGUCGUGCAGAGCAGGUGCCUCCAUGCCUGACUCAUGAAACCUCGCUGCCCUCACCGUGGGGUACGCCUGCACUCGCCAGAAAGAGGCACGGUUACUACGGCACGUCGGGUUCUUCCGCCCCGGUCAAAGCCCUGACGGACCUCAAACUCCACCUGGUGAACCCGUCCCACCCUGCCUCCUUCUCAUCCUCGUCCGACAUGGUGGUCAUCCACCCUGGGGCCGUUCUGGCCAUGUUGGACCUGCUGCCCUCCGUCUCCUCCGAGAGCCAACCCGAGCAUGCCCUGGACCUCCAGCUCGCCGUUGCCAACAUCCUGCAGCUCCUGGUGAACAGCGAGCGGAACCAGCAGGUGUUGUGUGAGGCCUGCCUCCACCAGCGGCUGCUGCAGCGCUGCAGCCAGGCGCUCGGCGAUGAAGACCACCCGCUGCACCCGCCGCUGCAGCGGAUGUUUGAGAGGCUGGCCUCGCAGGCGCUGCAGCCCGUCGCACUCAGGGAAUUUUUACGUCUGGGAAACCCUCUGAACUGCGGCGCCUGGGACAAGAAGCUCCUGAAGCAGUACCGGGUCCACAAGCCCAGCUCCCUCGGCUACGACGCAGACAUGAGAAACAGCAUGACCAUGUCCAUGGAGGGCUUUGGCCCCGACAGCGUCUUCACCACGCCGGCUGAGGACAACGGCCAGUACCGCAUCAGCCGCAGCCUGGUGCGCUCCGCCGAGGACAGCACCGUGCCCCUCACCCGAGUCAAGUGCCUGGUCUCCAUGACGACGCCCCACGACAUCCGCCUGCACGGGUCGGCCGUCACGCCGGCGUUCGUGGAGUUUGACACGUCGCUGGAGGGAUUUGGGUGUCUGUUUCUGCCCAGCCUGGCGCCCCACAACGCCCCCACCAGCAACGCCACCGCGUCCGGGGUCAACGAUGGAGCCGUUCUCAGCGGCAUGGGGACUGGUGAGCGCCUGUUUCCCCCGCCGUCCGGCCUCAGCUACUCCACCUGGUUUUGCGUGGAGCGGUUCAGCGCGGUCCCCCAGGCCCACCAGGUGCGGCUGCUGACGGUGGUGCGGCGGGCCACCUCCUCGGAGCAGCACUUCGUUUGCCUGGCCGUGGUUCUGUCCGCCAAGGACCGCUCGCUCACCGUCUCCACCAAGGAAGAGCUGCUGCAGACAUACUCAGCGGACGAGACGAGCGAAGAGGCCUCUUUCUACGAGAUCCUGCCGUGCUGCGCCCGUUUCCGCUGUGGAGAGCUGAUCGCCGAGGGCCAGUGGCACCACCUGGUGCUCGUCAUGAGCAAAGGCAUGCUGAAAAACAGCACGGCCACGCUGUACCUGGACGGCCAGCUCAUCAGCACCGUCAAGAUUCACUACAUCCACAGCACUCCGGGCGGCUCGGGCUCCACCAACCCCCCUGUGGUGAGCACCGUUUACGGGUACAUCGGCACGCCGCCCGCGCAGCGCCAGCUGUCCAGCCUGGUGUGGCGUCUGGGUCCCAGCCACUUCCUGGAGGAGGUUUUACCAGCCACCAGCGUGGCCGCCAUCUUUGAACUGGGACCAAACUAUGUGGGCAGCUUUCAGGCCGUCUACUUGCCCUGCAAAGACACAAAGACGGAGGUUGCGCCUGCCAUUCCGGUGGCUCUGAUACCAGAGGAGAAAGUGUCUUUCAGCCUCUAUGGACUCUCCGUCUCGACGCUAACUGUGGCUAAAAUCAGGAAAGUUUACAACAAACUGGACAGCAAAGCCAUCGCCAAGCAGCUCGCUGUGUCCUCCCAUGAAAACGCCACUCCUGUCAAGCUGAUUCAUAACGCUGCAGGCCACCUCAACGGGCCCGCUCGUACCGUUGGCGCCAUCGUCAUCGGAUAUUUAGGUGUCCGUACGUUCGUUCCCAAACCUGUCGCCACCAACCUGCAGUACGUUGGCGGCGCCGCGGCCAUCCUGGGCCUGGUUGCCAUGGCGUCGGAUGUGGAGGGGCUCUAUGCGGCUGUCAAAGCAUUGGUGUGUGUUGUGAAGAGCAACCCUCUGGCCAGUAAGGAGAUGGAGCGCAUCAAUGGCUACCAGUUGCUAGCUAUGCUGCUAAAGAAGAAGCGCUCGCUGCUCAACAGCCACAUCCUCCACCUCACCUUCUCUCUGGUGGGAACGGUGGACAGCGGCCAUGAAACCUCCAUCAUUCCCAACUCCACUGCUUUUCAGGACUUACUGUGUGACUUUGAGGUUUGGCUUCACGCCCCCUACGAACUCCACCUGUCUCUCUUUGAGCAUUUUAAUGAGCUGCUGACAGAGUCCAGUGAAGCAGCAAAAAACGCUAAACUGCUGCGGGAGUUUCAGCUGAUCCCCAGGUUGCUGCUGACGCUGCGCGACACGUCGCUGUCGCAGCCAACGGUGGCGGCCAUCAGCAACGUCCUCAGCCUGCUGCUGCAAGGCUUCCCCAACCCAUACGACCUGCUCAGGUUUGGCCAGUUCAUCUCCUCGACUCUCCCCACUUUCGCUGUGUGUGAGAAGUUUGUUGUCAUGGAAAUCAACAACGAGGAGAAGAUUGAUGGAGGUAACGACGACGAUUUCAGCGGCCUCCUGUCAGCCAGUCUGAUCUUGCUGAGGAAUCGACUUUUGGACAAUUUGCUUAAGCUGCUUUUCACUACGAAGGAGAAAUGCACAGUUAACGUCCAGGCGUGCGAGGAGUUUGUGCGAACGCUGGGCUUCGAUUGGCUGCUGAUGUUUAUGGAGGAGCAUCUGCACUCGACCACGGUGACAGUGGCGCUGCGGAUCCUGGUGGUGCUGCUGUCCAACCAGCCCAUCCUGAACCGGUUCAGGGAGGGCUUGAGUGGAGGCGGCUGGCUGGACCACACCGACUCCGUCCUGACCAAUAAGAUCGGCACGGUCCUGGGCUUCAACGUCGGCCGCAGUGCCGGUGGACGGUCCACAGUGCGAGAGAUCAACAAGGACGCCUGCCAUUUCCCAGGUUUCCCUGUUCUGCAGACGCUGCUGCCCAAACACACGAAUGUUCCUGAGCUCUACUUCCUGCUUAUGGCUCUCUUCCUGCAGCAGCCUGUCACUGAGUUGCCAGACAGCCUGCAGGUACAUUUUGACCUGGAUUCCAUCUGGACGUUCAUCUUCGGGAUGCCGGCCUCCAGUGGGGCGGUGGUCGGCUCCAUCCACAGCGUUUGCAACGAAGCCGCCUUCCUGCUGCUGGCCAUGCUGCGCAGCAUGCUCAAUCUGCCCUGGCAGUCUGAGGAGGAAGGCUCCUGGCUCCGGGAGUACCCGGUUACCCUCAUGCAGUUCUUUAGGUACCUUUACCACAACGUGGCCGACCUCGCCCCGAUGUGGCACAGCCCGGAGUUCCUCUGCGCUCUGGCGGCCACGGUCUUCCCCUUUAACAUCAGGCCGUACUCCGAGAUGGUGAGCGAUUUGGACGACGAAGCCGGUUCUCCCGCCGAAGAGUUCAAGGCCUUUGCCGGGGACACCGGUAUGAACCGCAGCCAGUCUGAAUACUGCAACGUGGGCUCCAAAACCUCCCUGACGAACCACCCCGCCAAAAAAUAUGUCUUCGACUUCAUGAGGGUCCUGAUCAUGGACAACAUGUGCAUGACCCCCGCCAGCAAGCAGACGCCCAUCAUAGACAUGCUGCUGGAGGCCUCCCCGGAUCGCUCCACCAGAACCCAGCAGAAGGAGUUUCAGUCCAGCAUCCUGGACGGCGUCAUGGAGCAUCUUCUGGCUGCAGACGUCCUUCUAGGUGAAGACGCCUCGCUGCCGCUCAGCACCGGCGGCAGUUAUCAGAUCCUGGUCAACAACGUCUUCUACUUCACCCAGAGAGUCGUGGACAAGCUGUGGCAGGGAAUGUUCAACAAGGACUCCAAGCUGGUGGUGGACUUCAUCGUGCAGCUGAUUGGACAGUCCAAGAGGCGGUCCCAGGGUCUCUCUCUCGACACCAUCUACCACUGCCUGAACCGGACCGUGCUUUACCAGCUCUGUCGACCCCACAAGACGGUGGCCCAGCAGGUGGCGCUGCUGGACGCCUUGCGUGUCCUGACCGUCAACCGCAAUCUGGUGCUGGGGCCCGGAAACCACGACCAGGACUUUGUGGCCUGUCUGGCUCACUGCUUCAUCUGCCUGCACAGCGGGAGCAGCGUGGAGGGCUUCGGUCUGGAGGCGGAGGCCAGGAUGACCACCUGGCACGUCAUGAUGCCGGCGGAGAACGAAACCGACUCGACGCACAGCCAUGACGUCAGCGAGGGACGACAGCUGCUGCUGAAGGCCGUGAACCGCGUCUGGACGGAGCUGAUGCACAGCAAGCGGCAGAUGCUGGAGGACAUCUUCAAAGUGUCUCUGCCCUGCAAUGACAGAGGACACGUGGACAUCAGCACGGCCCGGCCCGCUCUGGAGGAACCGGCCCUGAAGAGCUGGCAGAACCACCUGGCCCAUGAGAAAAAGUGCAUCAGUCGCGGCGAAGCCGCAGCGCCUGCAGCCCAGUCCAAGCUGUCGCGGGUCAGCAGCGGCUUCGGCCUGUCGAAGCUGACCGGAGUGCGGCGCAACAAGAAGGAGAACAGCCUGAACAAAAACAGUCCGUCUGCACAGGAAACGUUCCAGUGGAUGUUCACCCACAUUGCCGUCGUUAGGGACCUUGUCGCUAUGCAGUACAAAGAACAUCAAGAGCGACAGCAGAACGCCCUGAAGUACGUGACGGAGGAGUGGGCGGCCAUCGAGUACGAGCUGCUGCGCGAGCGCGGCCUCUGGGGGCCGCCCAUCGGCUCCCACCUGGACAAGUUCACGCUGGAGAUGACAGAAGGGCCGUGCCGCAUGAGGAAGAAGAUGGUCCGCAACGACAUGUUCUACAUCCACUACCCGUACAUCCCUGAGACCGAGACCAACACCAACUCUGCUCAGCCUUUCUCCCCACCUCUGGUGCCCCUCUUCCCCUCAGCUCAGAAGCCGCUCCGGUACCGCCGGGCCAUCAGCUACGACAGCAAGGAGUACUACAUGCGGCUCCUGUCUGGAAACCCGGGGAUGUACCAGCACUCCGUGGAGCACAGCACGGAGGGAGAGACGGCGCAGCACGAGCCGGAGCACGGAGAGGACACCAUCGCUAGGGUCAAAGGUCUGGUGAAGGCUCCUCUGAAGAGAUCUCGCUCCACAGCCGACGGCGCAGACGAGGACAGCCAGGAGCAGCUUCAGGACCAGCUGCUGGAGUCUGGAGGUCCAGAAGAAGAACAGAGGACCGACAACACGUCCCUGCUGCGCCUCCUGGAGGAGGGAGAGAAGAUCCAGCACAUGUACCGCUGUGCCAGAGUGCAGGGCCUGGACACCAGUGAGGGUCUGCUGCUGUUCGGGAAGGAGCAUUUCUACGUCAUCGACGGCUACACCAUGACCGUCUCCAGGGAGAUCAGGGACAUCGACACCCUGCCGCCCAAUUUGCACGAGGCCAUUAUUCCCAGAGGGGCGCGGCAGGGCCAGAGCCAGCUGAAGAGAACCUGCAGCAUCUUUGCUUACGAAGACAUCAAGGAGGUUCACAAGCGGCGCUACCUGCUGCAGCCGAUGGCGGUGGAAGUUUUCUCAGCCGAUGGAAGAAACUACUUGUUGGCUUUCCAGAAGGGCGUUCGCAACAAAGUUUAUCAAAGGUUCUUGGCGGUUGUGCCGUCGCUGGCUGACAGCUCAGAGUCGGUUUCAGGUCAGAGGCCCAACACCAGCGUCGAACAAGGGUCUGGACUUCUCAGCACUCUGGUUGGUGAGAAAUCAGUCACUCAAAGAUGGGAGCGAGGUGAGAUCAGUAACUUUCAGUACCUGAUGCAUCUGAACACGCUGGCGGGACGCUCGUACAACGACCUGAUGCAGUACCCGGUUUUCCCCUGGAUCCUGGCCGACUUCGAUGCAGAGGAGUUGGACCUGAACAACCCAAAGACGUUCCGAAACCUGGCCAAGCCGAUGGGCGCCCAGACUGACGACCGGCUCACGCAGUACAAGAAGAGAUACAAAGACUGGGAGGAUCCCAACGGUGAAACCCCAGCGUACCACUACGGGACCCACUACUCCUCCGCCAUGAUCGUUGCCUCAUAUUUGGUCCGGAUGGAGCCAUUCACGCAGAUUUUCCUCAGACUUCAGGGAGGUCACUUUGACCUUGCAGACAGGAUGUUCCACAGCGUCCGGGAGGCGUGGCUCUCCGCCUCCAAACACAACAUGGCCGACGUCAAGGAGCUGAUCCCAGAGUUCUUCUACCUACCCGAGUUCCUGCUGAACUCUAAUAACUUUGAUCUGGGUGCCAAGCAGAACGGCACCAAGCUGGGUGACGUCAUCCUCCCAACGUGGGCCAAAGGUGACCCUCGGGAGUUCAUCAGAGUCCACAGAGAGGCGCUGGAGUGCGACUACGUCUCCGCUCACCUCCAUGAGUGGAUCGACUUGAUCUUCGGCUACAAGCAGCAGGGGCCGCCGGCCGUGGAGGCCGUCAACGUCUUCCACCACCUGUUCUACGAGGGUCAGGUGGACAUCUACAACAUCAACGACCCGCUGAAGGAGACGGCCACCAUCGGCUUCAUCAACAACUUCGGACAAAUCCCCAAGCAGCUGUUUAAGAAACCUCAUCCUCCCAAACGCGUUCGCAGUAAAACCAACGGCGACCUAGCAGCCGUUCCGUCGAACUCCAACAACGACAAAAUCUUUUUCCAUCAUCUGGACAACCUCAGACCUUCUCUUGCUCCUGUCAAAGAGUUGAAGGAGCCUGUGGGACAGAUCGUUUGCACUGAUAAAGGCAUCCUGGCUGUGGAGCAAAACAAAGUUCUGGUUCCACCCACCUGGAGCAAAACGUUCGCCUGGGGCUACGCCGACCUCAGCUGUCGCUUGGCCAACUACGAGUCCGACAAGGCCCUGGUAGUGUACGAGUGUCUGUCAGAGUGGGGUCAGAUCCUUGGCGCCAUCUGCCCCAACCCGAAACUCGUCAUCACCGGGGGGACGAGCACCGCCAUCUGCGUGUGGGAGACGGGAAGCUCCAAGGAGAAGGCCAAGUCUCUGACGCUCAAACAGGCAUUACUCGGCCACACGGACGCCGUGACCUGUCUGACCGCGUCGUCGGCGUACCGCAUCGUCGUCAGCGGCUCCCGGGAUCGGACCUGCAUCAUCUGGGACCUAAACAAGCUCUCCUUCGUCACGCAGCUGCGUGGACACCGUGCGCCCGUCUCCGCACUGUGCAUCAACGAGCUAACAGGCGACAUCGUCUCCUGCGCGGGAACCUACAUCCAUGUGUGGAGCAUCAACGGCAGCCCCAUCGCCAGCGCCAAUACCUUCACCGGCCGCAGCCAGCAGAUCCUCUGCUGCUGCGUGUCCGAGAUGAACGAGUGGGACACGCAGAACGUCAUCGUCACUGGACACUCCGACGGAGUCGUCAGGUUUUGGAGAAUGGAGUUCCUACAAGUCCCAGAAACCCCUGCGCCAGAGCCAGUGGAGCCCGACGUGUCCGACUGCUGCACAGAUGAGAAGAUUGAGGGCGCUGAGAGUAACAAUGGUGACGAUGACAGCAGUGAGUCAGAAGGAGAGGAACCGGCGGCGCUGCGCAACCCUUCGACCAGCGGAGGCAGUGGCAGCCAGCCGGGCAGCGCCGUCCACCGACCCAGAGGUCCGUCAUCUAGAGCCGGAGCGUCUUGGUCGAUGGACAGCGGCUCUGACGACUCUCACCGCUGGUCGGACACACUCAGCAUCGACGAGAAGGACGGCUUCGUGUUCGUCAACUACUCCGAGGGCCAAACCAAAGGCCCCCUGCCUUUGUCGACUCACCCAGCCCAGACGUCCCUCCCUCAGCCUGUCCAUCCGCCGGCCCCCGAGCCGCGGACCUACAACCAGCUCAAAGCAGGAUACAGAUGGGAGCGUCAGCUGGUCUUCCGGAGCAAACUCACCAUGCACACAGCGUUCGAUCGCAAGGACAACGCCCAUCCGGCUGAGAUCACCUCCCUCUCCAUCUCCAAGGAUCACAGUAAGAUCCUGGUUGGAGACGGGCGCGGCCGAGUCUUCAGCUGGUCGGUGAGCGACCAGCCCGGCCGCUCGGCGGCUGACCACUGGGUGAAGGACGAGGUGGUGGACAGCUGCUCCGGCUGCACCGUCCGCUUCUCCCUGACGGAGCGACGCCACCACUGCAGGAACUGCGGGCAGCUCUUCUGUCAGCGGUGUAGUCGCUUCCAGUCGGAAAUUAAAAGGCUGAAGAUUUCAUCUCCAGUGCGAGUUUGUCAGAACUGCUACUACAACCUUCAGCACGAGCGAAGCAUCGACGACGACGGCGGUGCCAAAAACUGAUAGGUUAGCAAACCGCCUGGAUCCCUUCAUCUGCCCUCCGUGUGACCUGAAACCUCCCAGAAUCCCUAUCCUCUCAAGCGCCAGAAUGUUUGAUUUGCACGGAGAUCGGAACCGGAUCGAAAUGAAAAUGUGGGAAAGAAACUCAGCCAUCACUUUAACUACAUGUACUCAUCAUCCGGAGGGGGAAAACAUAACCAAGCAGCUAAUCUGAAUCAAUCCCCCACCAUUUCCGAAGAUACUCCUCCUCCUCCUUCUGUUACCAUUAAAAAAAAAAAAGACUUGUUCAUAGUGUAAAUACGUAACCACGGCCUUUUUAACUCUGCAAACACAAAAAUGAAGGUCAUCUAGAAAAACAACAGCUUGCUUGUAACUUAGCGAUGUGACUAACCACUCCUUGCUUUAAAACAAAACUACAGAUUGUGUGUAACCUGCGUCACAAGCCACAGUGAGUAGAGAAGACGUACGGAGGGAUAUGAAUGUCAAAACUUUGUUUGUGGGUGGAGUUAUGCAAAAAUCACCUUUUUUUAUAUAUAUAAAAAUAAUUUCCAGAUCACGUUGUUGUUUACAAAAUGUGAGAUCGAACAUAAAAUCACAAUUUUUUUGCCAAAUAGUUUUGUUUUUUCAGCCUAUCAUCUGCUCUGUCCUUCGUCGUUUUCAGUUUGGAGGUUGCUGUAUUUUUUUAUCAUGGUUGCUGCUGCGCUCUGAAGACUGGAUCAGUUCAGAUUUUUAAACAUAUCAGUUUUAUUCUUUUUGUUUAUACGAGUUUAUCCAAAAAGGCGGAGAUUUGUUUUAAAAUGUGAAUUUAUUCUCCGACAUCCACAUUGCAGUCAAAGCAGCUUUUUAGAAGGACACAGAAAAGGGACAUCUUUAUUUUUACAUCUCUCUACACAAUCUGUUUUUAAUUCUUCUAGCUGCAGCCUAAUUUAAGAGAAGACCUUGAUUAUCCCUCAACAAUAUCCGUUAUAUUUAAAAAGUUGGGCAAAAACAGCUGAACUGGAUUAAAAAUGCAUUUUUAAAUGCCAAUUUAUGAUUUUAUGUUUGAUUUCGGUGGUGAAAUGUUGCCCAGCAGAGAUGGUGUGGAAGACUUUAAAGGGACAAUAAAUGCAGCUAGUGUUUUCUAUACAGCCAAAGCUUUUAUUUCAGCUCCAAUGUCACCAAAAACAUGGAAAGCUGCAGCAUUUUGACACAUUUCCGUAACAAAGGCGCCAUAUUUAUUCCUUUGAUGGUCCGGUUUUUAAUCUCCUCAAACUUAAACGACAAAAUUUUUGAAUUCACGGCUUAGAUAAAGUUUUUUUUACAUAUAUCCCCUAUAUGUAAUUCCUAUAUAAUUUGUACACCCCAUAUACACAUAUGUAUAGGAAGUACAAAUAUCUUGGGCUCCCUCAGAAUUGGCUUAAGAGUUUUGCUCAUUCUGCCCACAACGCCAAUAUUGAAAAGCAAAAGUAGUAAGGAAUAUCUAAGAGAGCCUUUCUGACUGAAGACUGAAUGGUGUUUUUAAAUAGAAAGGUCAUAAAAAAGCUUCAUGAUGGUUUUUCUGUACAAUUUCAUCCAAUGUCUGCAUUGGAUUAACAGAAUUAAACUAAUGUUGCUCUCAGUUACUGUCAACUAAGUGCUUUCCCCCACAUUUUAUACUUACUAUAGAAUUGUUUCAUUUAAAAUUUUAACAAAUUCACCUUGUAGAAAUUUAUUUUAUAAAUAAAUUUCCUUUUUUGUUUGUUUUUCAAAGGGCCUUGAAAAAUCUUUUUGUUGUUGGCCAGUGGUGUCCAAACUUUAAACCUGUGGCUGAAACUGACAAAUUUAAAUUACAGGCUGCCCACAGAUUUCAUUGAAUUGUAAAUGAAAAAAAAAAAAAAAAGAAGAAAGGUUGAGAUUUUUUUUUAUAAACUUUUUUAAAAUUAUUAUUCUGUAAAACUAUUAAAGAUCCAAAAAAUGAAUUUAGGAUUAUUACCUUAUUAAAAGAAAAACAAAAAUGUUUUAAUUGAUGGUUAAAACAUUAAUUGCUUUUACCAUUUUUGAUUUGUAGUCAGGGGCCAAACAAAAUCAUUUCAAGGCCCACAAAUGGCCCAUGGACCACGCUUUGGACCCCCCUUGACAAAAGGCAGUUUUUUGGAGCAUAAAGAUAAAUCUAAAUCUAAAAUAAUCUUAUCUUGUUUUUAAUUUCUUCAACGAUUCUAUUAAUUUAAAUGAAGUUGUUUAAUUGCAAAGUUUUAAGUCAAGAACUAUCUUCAAUUAUCCUAUCAAUUUAUUUUUUACUCCUUUUCUUUCCUCUUUUCUCCCAUUUAUUCCAGCGCUGCUUCAUUUGAAGAACUUUCAUCCGUUUGGUUUCCACCAACCCUCGUUUUGGUCCUAAAAACACACACACACACACACACACACACACUCCUGCUAGCUUUCAUCGUUACCGUACUGUAACUUAGUGCAAUCAUCAUCACCGUCUCGCAGAAGAGGCCCAACUUCUUUGCACCUUGUAGAAAAAAAAGCAAAGAGGAAUCAUGAGUUUUGACUGAAGCAGGUUUACGUUGUCAUUUCAGCAGAGAGGUGCAUUUCACUGCAGAUUAAUGAACUGUACAGAGUAUUUAUGCAAUUAUAACUGGUUUUAGAUUUUUUUUAAUGAUUUCAGCAAGUUUUGUUACUUGUUGCAUGUUUUAUUAACACAGCUGACUUUCUGUGUCAGUGUAUUAUUGUACAUGUUAGGUUUUUUUUUUCCUGCUGGAUUUCUGCUUUUGUUUUUAUCUCUGAGGCAUUGCCUGAUGAGCGGCCGACUGGUCCCGUUCCCGGCGUCGGGUGGACUUUUGUACUCUUUACGGAAAAAAACUACAAACUAAUUACGAAACGAGGAAGGAAAAAAAAAACUGAAAAAAAUCCUGGAUUAUUUUGGUGGUCUUGUAUUAGACUGCGUUACUACAGUAUCUGGUGUGCAAUCUGUGAUAGCUGAAUGUUCCUUGUGUCUUUGUGUUCACUACAUCCUAAGAGAGAAAAAUAAAGAAAUAGUAGAAUAACACCCACGUCAAUGUCAACGGAGCAAAAUGGUUCAAUAAUGCAGUAGAGCUGGUACUUAUUCCUUUUCAUUUCAGUUCAAUAAAUAAUUGCUGUUUACCACCGAA
Messenger RNA from Xiphophorus couchianus (Monterrey platyfish), 14117 nucleotides. RefSeq names its product WD repeat and FYVE domain containing 3 (gene wdfy3). The coding region runs from base 268 to 11013 and encodes 3581 amino acids. Gene Ontology annotation, molecular function: protein binding; metal ion binding. The record is from RefSeq and is a predicted model, not a curated record. NCBI's taxonomy places the organism in Eukaryota, Metazoa, Chordata, Actinopteri, Cyprinodontiformes, Poeciliidae. Gene Ontology annotation, biological process: aggrephagy. The transcript has 68 exons.